This is a messenger RNA of Neurospora hispaniola, 2029 nucleotides long. RefSeq names its product pyridoxal phosphate-dependent transferase. Gene Ontology annotation, biological process: biosynthetic process. The coding region runs from base 411 to 1871 and encodes 486 amino acids. Gene Ontology annotation, molecular function: L-alanine:2-oxoglutarate transaminase activity; pyridoxal phosphate binding. Lineage: Eukaryota; Fungi; Ascomycota; Sordariomycetes; Sordariales; Sordariaceae. The record is from RefSeq and is a predicted model, not a curated record. The transcript is spliced from 2 exons.
AUUUGUUAUCCCCUUGAGCCGGCCUUCUCUCUGUGAAAUGGGUUCGCCAAAGCUGGUGAACUUGUCUUGUAAACCCCAUCACAAUCUCUGAAACUUGUUGUUGUUGUUGUGUUAUCUAGCUGGUCCAUGUACAUUGCCCCUUCUGUUUCAUGGGCCGGCAUCAAACAAGCAAUCCUUGCGCUUUCUCAAGAUAACGAGAGACAAGCAAGCCACAGUACUGUACCUCUUGGACGGGGGACUGUGGGUUCCGAACUAACGAAAGUUUUCUAACGUGGGCCCCCUCUCCAGCUUCCGGCCUUGACUCCUCCUCGGGACGCGCUGCCCCGCUGUCCAAGUCUAAUAAUACCCCGCCGGUUAUUCACUCGUUCACUCAGCAAACUCGGUUCCCGUCCUUCACUCAGAUUCGCAAAAUGUCGUCCUCCAACUCCCGCCGUCUCAACAUUGACAACAUCAACCCGCACGUCAGAGCGGCCAAGUACGCUGUGCGCGGUGAGCUUGCCGUCAAGUCCGAGGAGUUCCGGGCCGCCCUCCUCCGUGGAACCUCCGACAUCCCCUUCAGCCAGGUCAUCUCGGCCAACAUCGGCAACCCCCAGCAGCUUGACCAGAAGCCCAUCACCUUUUUCCGCCAGGUCCUCAGUCUCCUCGAGAACCCUCUGCUUCUCGAGCAUGAGGACGUCCUCAUCAACCACCUCGGCUACAAGACUGAUGUCAUUGAGCGCGCCAAGUGGUUCCUCAAGAAUGUCGGCUCCGUAGGAGCUUACAGUGCCAGCAACGGCGCCCCUGCCAUUCGACAGCACAUUGCCGAGUUUCUCGAGAGGCGCGAUGGCUUCCCUGCCAACUGGCAAGACAUCUACCUCUCUGCCGGUGCUUCUUCGGGAGUCAACACCCUCCUGCACAUCAUCUGCGCCGAUGAGAAGAGCGGCAUCCUGGUUCCCAUCCCCCAGUACCCUCUCUACACCGCCUCGCUCUCCAUCCUGAACGCCACCUGCGUUCCCUACCUCCUCGAUGAGUCCAAGAACUGGGGCACCGACAUCAACACCAUCAAGGAGUCGUACCAAAAGGCCAAGGACGCCGGCGUCGACACUCGCGCCAUCGUCAUCAUCAACCCCGGCAACCCCACCGGCGCCUCCCUCUCCGAGGAGGACAUCCGCGCCGUCCUCGAGUUCGCGCGCCAGGAGCGCCUCGUCGUCCUCGCCGACGAAGUCUACCAGACCAACGUCUUCAUCGGCGAGUUCAUCUCGUUCAAGCGCGUGCUCCGCCAGCUGCAGAAGGAGAACCCCGACGGCAAGUACGACUGCGUCGAGCUGGCUUCCCUCCACUCCGUUUCCAAGGGCAUGGUGGGCGAGUGCGGCCACCGCGGUGGCUACUUUGAGCUGGUCAACUUUGAUCCCGAAGUCCAGGCUGAAAUCUACAAGUUCGUCAGCAUCAUGCUCUGCGCGCCUGUAAUUGGCCAGUGCUUGGUCGAGCUGAUGGUCAACCCGCCCAAGCCUGGCGAGCCCUCCUACGAGCUCUACCAGAAGGAGUACCGCGGCAUCUACGAGGGCAUGAGAGAGCGCGCCAACGCCCUCCACAAGGCGUUUGAGCAGAUGGAGGGCGUCGAGUGCGGUGCUCCUCAGGGUGCCAUGUACCUCUUCCCUACCAUCAACUUGCCCCCCAAGGCCGCCGAGGCCGCCGCCAAGGAGGGCCGCACCCCCGACGAGUUCUACUGCAUGAAGCUCCUCGAGGCUACCGGCGUCUGCGUUGUUCCUGGUUCUGGGUUCGGUCAGAAGGAGGGUAGCUUGCACUUCCGCACUACCUUCCUUGCCCCUGGUACCGAGUGGGUUGGCAGCAUUGUCAAGUUCCACAAGGAGUUCAUGGAUCAAUAUCGUUGAAAGGCUCACACCACUGUCAAAGUGCAUUUGAUUCGAAAACGGUACUUGAUGAAAGGACUCUUUGCGGUUCGUCACGGUGGUGAUGGGUGGGUGUCGACUGUCCUCGAAAUGGAUGGAUGGUCUGACUAUGACGCUGCGCACAAGGGGGGGCACUCGUU